This is a messenger RNA of Molossus molossus (Pallas's mastiff bat), 2585 nucleotides long. RefSeq names its product selenide, water dikinase 2-like. The transcript has a single exon. The record is from RefSeq and is a predicted model, not a curated record. Gene Ontology annotation, molecular function: selenide, water dikinase activity; ATP binding. NCBI's taxonomy places the organism in Eukaryota, Metazoa, Chordata, Mammalia, Chiroptera, Molossidae. Gene Ontology annotation, biological process: L-selenocysteine biosynthetic process. Gene Ontology annotation, cellular component: cytoplasm.
GCCAGGACCGCGCGGCGUGCCUUAAGUUCCGCGGCGCGAGUCGUGUGGGCCACCGUCUCCGCGGUAACGUCUGUUACUCGACAUUACCUGGAGUAGGAAAUAAAGGGGACCUCUCCUCUUCUCCCUCCCGGCCCGGCAGGCUAGAUGGCAGAAACGGCGGUGACGGGUGCCGGCGGGGAGGCGAUGGCGGCGGCGGCGGCGGAAGGUUCCGCGGGUCUGGCGGUCUUGUCUCUGGGUCGCGGCUUCUCGAGCUACCGGCCCUUUGAGCCCCAGGCGUUGGGCCUCAGCCCGAGCUGGCGGCUGACGGGCUUCUCCGGCAUGAAGGGCUGAGGCUGCAAGGUCCCGCAGGAGACGCUGCUCAAACUCCUGGCGGGACUGACGCGGCCGGACGAGCGGCCGCCGCUGGGCCGGGGCCUGGUCGGAGGCCACGAAGAGGCGGCCCAGGAAGCCGGCCUGCAGGUCACGGCGGAAUCCAGCCCAACUUUCCCAGCCCUGGGCAUUGGGAUGGACUCGUGCGUCAUACCGCUGAGGCACGGAGGCCUGUCACUGGUGCAGACCACGGACUUCUUUUACCCCUUGGUGGAAGAUCCCUACAUGAUGGGGCGCAUAGCUUGUGCCAACGUGCUGAGUGACCUGUAUGCCAUGGGCAUUACUGAAUGUGACAACAUGUUAAUGUUACUCAGCGUCAGCCAGAGUAUGACUGAGGAGGAACGGGAAAAGAUAACCCCGCUCAUAGUCAAAGGCUUUCGGGAUGCUGCUGAGGAAGGAGGGACUGCAGUGACUGGUGGACAAACUGUGGUAAACCCUUGGAUUAUCGUGGGUGGGGUUGCCACCGUGGUUUGUCAGCCCAAUGAAUUCAUAAUGCCUGACAGUGCAGUUGUUGGGGAUGUGCUGGUGUUAACCAAACCCUUAGGAACCCAAGUUGCUGUCAAUGCCCACCAAUGGCUGGAUAAUCCUGAAAGAUGGAAUAAGAUAAAGAUGGUGGUCUCCAAAGAAGAGGUAGAGCUGGCCUAUCAGGAAGCCAUGUUCAAUAUGGCUACCCUAAACAGAACUGCUGCUGGGUUAAUGCACACAUUUAAUGCCCAUGCAGCCACAGAUAUCACAGGCUUUGGCAUUCUGGGGCACUCUCAGAACCUUGCAAAACAACAAAGAAACGAGGUGUCCUUUGUCAUCCAUAAUCUGCCCAUCAUUGCCAAGAUGGCUGCCAUCAGCAAGGCCAGUGGGCGCUUUGGGCUCCUUCAGGGAACCUCAGCAGAAACUUCUGGAGGGUUACUAAUUUGCUUGCCAAGGGAACAGGCUGCUCGCUUUUGUUCUGAAAUCAAAUCUUCCAAGUAUGGAGAGGGUCACCAAGCAUGGAUAGUUGGCAUUGUGGAGAAGGGAAACCGCACGGCCCGAAUCAUUGACAAGCCUCGAGUUAUUGAGGUCCUACCUCGUGGGGCCACUGCUACAGCUCUUGCCCUGGACCAUUCCAAUGCCUCCUCUGAACCUAACUCAUGAGACGGAAUAGCACAAGUUGUUUGGACCUUUGAGCCUUUGUUCACAGUAGUGGAUUCUGAAGAGCUGAUUUGAAGAACAAAUUUCCAAAGAAGGCUGCCUGCAUAGAAGUUUCACAGUUCGCCUGUCUAGGUGAUUUGAAUCAGCUGGUCAUAAGCUGCACAUUCCAUGGCCAGAAGUAACAUUUUGAACUUUGGGGGAGGGUUGUUCAAAUUUGGCUUAGACCAGGAACAGAAAAACCUGUUUCCUCUUUUCAAGAGCAAAAUGAGGCUAUUCCAGUUUGAGGGAAUUGCAAAAUAUACACAUAUAUAUAUAAAGAUAUAUAUAUGCAAUGUCAGAAGCAAAUAAAUUUGGAUCAGCACUGUUGAUAAAUAAUAUAAAUUGUUAAGAAAGAUCUUAAAAUGCAAUGUCAUGUUCUAUUUUAAAUUUUUCUGAAAUACUCUCUUUCCUGCUCUGGACAAGAAUUGAGCAGCUUGUCCAAUGACUGGGAAAGGAGGACCUGCAACCAUCUGACUUGGUCUCUGUUAAUGAUGCCUCUUCCUCUAAACCCCUUUAAGGACUGGGAGAGGCAGAGUGAGUCCCAGAGCCCAGGCCUUGGUGGUCAUUAAGCUGUUAAAUUUUGUGCUGAAAAUUCCUGGUGAUAUAAUCAAUAAAGUGACUUCUAGUGAAAUAAAUAAAAAGGACUGUUGAAAUUUUUUCUGGCUAAAGUUUGGAUCCUUGGAAUUCUGAGUCUUUCACAGUCUUCUCAAAGUGAAUCAAUUGAUACGUUUAGAGUCAGGCAAAGUAGAGAGUUUUUCUGAUCCUAGCCUAGGUGAUUUCACAUCCAGAUCUAGGUUUGCAUCUUUCUCCUGAGUUGACAGCAAAGGACUCAAAACACAUAGACCCCAAGGACUAGAAGGUGGGACAGGAAAUAGCAAAAGUGCCAACAGUUCUUGGAACAUGAAAAGUAGGGGGAAGAGGGAUAACUGACUUAGCGAAUAGAGGAAGCCAAAAUGUAAACACCUUCAGAGUUAGAGAACCUAACAGGAAGUGAAGAAAUGUGCUCCAGAAGUACUUAAUGAGGAAGGAACAGGGGUGGGGAUAAAAAUAGA